Stylonychia lemnae is the source of this 1338-nucleotide messenger RNA. The record is from the annotation of a GenBank genome assembly. Lineage: Eukaryota; Ciliophora; Spirotrichea; Sporadotrichida; Oxytrichidae.
AUGGAAUGGUCAAUUCUUAAUUAAUUCGUAGAUGUCUAAUCUUCUCCUUCAGGAGAAAUAUUCGCUAUUUAGAUGACUUUCUCAUCUAGAGAAGGACAGAAAUUUUAUGUAUAUAAGUUCAAUCUGGAAAAAGGUGUUUGGAAUAUUUACGAUGACUCAUUCUAAGUUAAGUCAGUUAGAUUUGACAGACUUGGAAAUAUGUUUUAUCUAGGACCAGACAACUGCAUAUACACAGAAUACCAUGAAAAACUUCUUUGUGGAUAAAUGGACUUUGAGGUAAUGGCUGAUGGAAAAAUAAUAGCCAUUAAUGAUGGCAAAGGACAAUCACAGUAUGUUACAUCGGAAAAUGAUAAUUUUAUGAGAGAUGAAGAUUCUGGAGUUUAAUACAAAUCUUAUCUAGGAGUGAAGGGCAUUACACUAAAAAUGGACAAGCCUAUCUUUUUGAAUGCUGAUAAUAAGGUGGACCCUCAGUAUGGAGAAAUUUGCUUAGUCAGUAUUAGUGGAGGAGUAGACGGUUCAAUCUGGGGACUUGAAUGUGAAGAUGAUGUAUAAGACUACAGGAUAGUAAAGUAUCAACCAAAAGCUAACAAGUGGUACUAUGUAGAUGGUGCGAGAGGUAUCAGUCUUUCAACUUAUAAUGAAAUUUCUGUCGCAAUUAUCAAUUCUCUUGGCCUGAUCACCGUAUCAUCUUCCAGCACAACUCAACUUAAGCCAGUCUAUUCUGAUGAGCCAGAAGAUGAUCUUAAAAAUUUUGUUUAGCAGUCAAAUAAUGGUACGGAGGAAACUUUAGAACUUGUCUCUAAAACUGAUAAUGAGCCAAAAAUGGGUGUAUAAAAUGCUUCUGAUCAAAAUAAUUAAACUUUAAGAGCUCAAGUUAGUUUAAUUAGAAAAUAAAAGAAAAUUACUCCCUCUAAAUAAUCUGAAAUUCAAAUUAGAAAUAAAUAAGGAAAUCAAAAUGAGUCUGAGUUAAUAGAUGUAACAAAUAAAUACUUAAUUAGAGAGGAUUAAGAAGCACUGUUCAGACAUCAAGUAGAAUAAGAUUUUAAAAAUUUGUCAAGAUGUGUCAAAUUGCAAUAAACCGAUCGAAAUAAUUUCAGGACAGCAAUCAAUAAUUGUUUUGACAAAGGUAUUACAAAAGUUGUGAGUAAAAAUCAACUUCAUUCCUAAUUUGGAUUCAUAAAUACAUUCUAGUAUCCUAAAACUGGAUAACUAUAAUAGAAUGAAACUGCUAUUCUGUUCAUAAAUUUGAGCUCUUCACCAACUAUAAUUAGUGGUUAUAAUACAGAAAAACUCGAAUGGGAAAUCUAGAAAUGCACUCUCUAAUUUGAUCCAAUUUGA